UGGUGAAUCUGGACUUUAGACUGUGAGUAAUGAAAACUGAAUAGUAAUCUCUGGGCUGUUUCUUUUUUCAACAAGUGGGGAAAGGUUAAACUCAUUUUUAUGCGACGGACAGGACGCUCUGAGACCACACUGUCACUCAGUUAAAUGAGCUGGAAAGAGCCGAUGUGGCUGACAUCUCUCAGAAGACUCGAGGUUUAUGUGACGUUAUAACUUCAGUACUGAGAGAAUCAGUGUAAGAAAAGCAUCAUCUCUGUUUGCUGCUGGUCAGUGUGAUGGAAGAGACAUGUCUGCUGCUCUAGAGAAAUACUGCGGCUCCGUGUUUUGGAAUGCCUCGUACCUGCAGCGUCCGGACCCGGAUCUGCCGCUGUGUGUGGAGAGGACAGUGCUGGUCUGGCUUCCCUUAGCGUUCCUGUGGCUUUGUGCUCCGUGGCACUUCUCUAGUUUCUGUAAGAAAUCUGCCAAAACUCCAGCCUCAAGACUCUACAUCUGCAAACAGAUUGUGGCCGGCCUCCUGUUGCUGACAGCGAUAGCGGAGUUAGCGCUCACUCUGGGUGAGGAUUAUGGGCCAUCGAGUGAUUCCACCGCGCAGAAACACCCAGCGGUGUUGUACACCAAUCCUGUUCUGUUCGCAGUGUCAUGGAUAGUUGUGAUGUUGUGCCAGGAGUCCAUGCGGCACAGGGUGAAAUCUGUGGACUCCGGAAGCCUCUUCCUGUUCUGGCUGCUUCAGGUGGUGUGUGCGGUUUUCCAGUUCCAGACUUUACUGAGGGAAGCACUGGGACAGGAUGAAGUCACUGAUGUCCCGCGGUUCUGCCUGUUCUACAUCAGCUACGGACUGCAGCUGAUCGCUUUGGUUUUAUCAGCCAUUGCUGACAUUUCACCUGAAGUUAAAAGACUUUCAAAAACGAAUCCCGAAGCAAAAGCAACGUUUCUCAGCAGAAUCACCUUUAACUGGUUUAACAGUAUGGUGUUCAAAGGUUAUAAGAGGCCUCUGGUUCAGGAGGACAUGUGGGAUCUGAAUGAGAAAGAUUCCACUAAUUUGAUCUGUGAGCAGUUUGAAAACAUUAUGACCAAAGAGCUGAAAAAAGCUCGCAAUGCCCUACAGAAGAAACGAAACAAGCAAAAGACUAAUGAUGAUGGUCAGAACGGCUUGGCCAAAGGAGUCAGUCAGGAUGUUCUAGUUAUGGAGGAGACAGGAAAAAAGAAAGCCAAAAAGAAAGCGAAGAAGGAUUCUGAAUCCGACUAUCCUCAGUCCUGGCUGAUUCCCACCAUUACCAAAACCUUCAAAGGUGUGCUUAUAGAGUCAGCCUUCUUCAAACUCAUACAAGAUCUUCUAGCAUUUGCAAGCCCACAACUUCUCAAGUUAAUGAUAGCCUUCAUUCAGGACAAAUCAAGUUAUGCAUGGACCGGCUACAUAUACGCAGUGCUGCUUCUGUUGGUGGCGUUUUUACAGUCUGUUAUCCUGCAACAGUAUUUUAAUCAAUGUUUUAUCCUGGGUAUGAAAGUACGCACAGCUAUCAUGGCAGCUGUUUAUAAGAAGGCAUUAGUUGUAUCUAACGACUCUAGGAAAGAGUCAACUGCUGGAGAGAUUGUCAACCUGAUGUCAGCGGAUGCUCAGAGAUUUAACGACGUCACCAACUUUAUUCAUUUGCUAUGGUCGUGUCCACUGCAGAUCGCUCUGUCCAUAGCUUUCCUCUGGAUUGAGCUGGGUCCGUCUGUCCUAGCGGGCCUGUUGGUCAUGGUGCUGAUGGUGCCCAUCAACGGCUGGCUGGCCACCAAAUCCAGGAGCUUCCAGGUGCAAAACAUGAAAUUUAAAGACUCACGCAUGAAAAUUGUGAACGACAUAUUGAAUGGAAUCAAAAUUCUCAAGUAUUACGCCUGGGAAUCAUCUUUUGAGUCUCAGGUUCAGGAAAUUCGAGAAAAGGAGCUGAAGGUGAUGAGGAAAUAUGUCUACCUCUCAUCUGUCUCCAUCUUCAUAUUUUCGUGUGCUCCAGCUAUUGUGUCUCUGGCGACCUUUGCUGUAUUUGUGUCUGUGGAUUCUGAUAACAUCUUGGAUGCAGAGAAAGCUUUUACCUCCAUCUCACUCUUUAACAUCCUGCGCUUCCCGCUGGCCAUGCUUCCGCAGCUGAUAUCUAGCAUGGUUCAGACCAAUGUAUCUAAGAAAAGACUUGAGAAAUUUCUGAGUGGCAGUGAUCUGGACACGACGGUAAUCAAGCAUGAUGACAGCCACAGUGCUGCAGUGAGCAUAAAUGAUGGCACAUUCACCUGGGAAAGAGACACAGAACCAGUUCUGAAACAUGUGUCUCUGGACGUUCAUCCGGGUCGUCUGGUGGCAGUGGUUGGAGCCGUGGGUUCUGGAAAGACAUCGCUGAUAUCCUCUCUGCUGGGAGAACUGCACUGCCUCAAGGGCUACAUUAAUAUCAAUGGGUCAAUGGCGUAUGUGCCGCAGCAGGCGUGGAUACAGAACGCUACUCUCAGGGACAACAUCCUGUUCGGCUCUAAGCUGGAGGAAGAGCGUUACCUGUCUGCGGUGGAUGCGUGUGCUCUCGGGCCAGACCUGGAUCUUCUGCCUGGGAGAGAUCAAACUGAGAUCGGAGAGAAGGGCAUCAAUCUGAGUGGGGGACAGAAACAGAGGGUGAGUCUGGCCAGGGCGGUUUACAGCUCCGCAGACAUUUACCUUCUGGAUGACCCGCUGUCUGCUGUCGACUCACAUGUAGGAAAACAUCUGUUUGAAAGGGUGAUCGGACCCAAAGGACUGCUCAAAAAUAAGACUCGUAUCCUGGUAACACAUGGGAUUAGCUUCUUGCCGUAUGUAGAUGAGAUUGUUGUGUUGGUGAAUGGGGUUGUGUCUGAGGUGGGAUCAUACAACGCUCUUCGGGCCAAUAAAGGCGCUUUCUAUGAAUUCCUGGAAAUUUACGGCAAAGAGGAAAACAACAAAGCUGAUGCCAAGAAAGCAGCAGCUCAGGAGGCAGCCUAUGAAGAGAUCGAUACCCUGCCGGAGGUUUUGGAGCCACAGGCCGACGGCUCUCCAGAGGACAUCGUCUCAAGCACACUGAAGAGAGAAAACAGCUUGCGCAGCAGCCAGCGUCACAUUCGACAAAAUGGAAGUGUGAGAGUAAGGAAGAACAGCUCUCUUCGAAGUAAAAAAGACUCCGGUGAUAAGAAAGGACAGCGACUGAUUGAGAAAGAGGCAAUGGAGACCGGAAGGGUGAAGUUCUCAGUGUAUCUUCAGUAUCUGAGGUCUAUGGGCUGGUGUUACGUCUCCUUGAGUUUCGUCUUCUACUUCAUCCAGAAUGUGGCCGUCAUUGGUCAAAAUCUGUGGCUCAGUGAAUGGACUAAUGAUGCUGAAAACUAUAUCAACAAAACCUACCCAAAUCAUAUUAGAGACACGAGAAUAGGCGUCUUUGGAGGCCUGGGAUUAGCACAAGGAUUUCUGGUGUUUUUAGGCACUAUACUCCUAGCUGAUGGAUCCAUUAGUGCGUCCAGGACUCUACACACAAAUCUGCUGUCUAAUAUUCUGAGAGUGCCCAUGGUGUUCUUUGAUACCACACCUUCAGGACGAGUAGUCAAUCGUUUCGCUAAGGAUAUCUUUACUGUGGAUGAGAUGAUCCCGAUGUCCUUCAGAUCCUGGAUUCUCUGUCUUCUCGGAGUUCUAGGGACCUUGUUUGUUAUCUGUCUGGCUACUCCAAUCUUCACCGCAGUUGUUGUACCGAUGGCUGUUGUCUACUACUUUGUGCAGAGGUUCUAUGUUGCUACAUCCAGGCAACUCCGACGACUGGAUUCUGUAUCUCGAUCUCCCAUUUACUCACACUUUGGAGAAACCGUAUCAGGAAUCUCUGUUAUAAGAGCGUAUGGGCACCAGCAGCGUUUCCUAAAGCAGAAUGAGCACACCAUUGAUCAGAAUCUCAAAAGUGUCUAUCCUUGGAUUGUUUCUAAUAGGUGGUUGGCCAUGCGGUUGGAGUCCCUGGGGAAUCUGGUGGUGUUUUUCUCAGCUUUGUUUGCUGUAAUCUCGCGAGACUCUUUGAAUAGUGGACUGGUUGGACUGUCCAUCUCAUACGCCUUAAAUGUGACUCAAACUUUGAACUGGCUUGUGAGAAUGACAUCAGAAUUGGAGACCAACAUCGUUGCUGUGGAAAGAGUGAACGAGUACACAAAUAUCAAAAAUGAGGCUCCGUGGGUCACCAGUAAUCGUCCUCCUGACGACUGGCCCGCCACCGGGAAUAUUCGCUUUGAAAACUACAAAGUUCGAUACCGGCCUGAGUUGGAGCUCAUUCUCCAUGGAAUCACAUGUGACAUCGAAAGCACUGAGAAGAUUGGCAUUGUUGGUCGAACUGGUGCAGGCAAAUCUAGUCUGACCAACUGUUUGUUUCGCAUCAUUGAAGCUAGUGAAGGUCGAAUCAUCAUCGACGGUGUUGACAUCUCCACCCUGGGGCUUCAUGAUCUCAGGAGCAGACUCACCAUCAUUCCACAGGACCCAGUUCUCUUCUCUGGGACUCUGCGGAUGAACCUGGACCCUUUCCAGAAGUUUAGUGAUGAGGAAAUAUGGAAUGUUCUGGAGUUGGCUCAUCUGAAAGAUUAUGUUCGGGGUUUGCCGACAGGACUUCAACACGAGGUGUCGGAGGGGGGAGAGAAUUUAAGUCUCGGUCAGAGACAGCUGCUGUGUCUCGCCCGGGCCUUGCUCAGGAAAUCCCGCAUACUCAUCCUGGAUGAAGCCACAGCAGCCGUGGAUCUGGAGACAGACGAUCUCAUCCAGACCACCAUCCGCAGAGAGUUUUCCCACUGUACUGUGCUCACCAUCGCACACCGGCUCAACACCAUUCUGGACAGUUCACGGGUAAUGGUCCUGGAUUCCGGUAAAAUCGUGGAGUUUGAUUCGCCCAGUGAAUUGCUUAACAAACAGGGACAUUUCUAUGCAAUGGCGAAGGAUGCUGGAAUCCGAAGCGAGGAACAUACGUAUUCUAGCCUAUGAUGUUUAAUUACUGUUAAAAAAAAGCUUUAGUCUGGAGGACCAAAAUCAUAAAAUGUUAAAGAUUUAUAUUACAGUUUGUAUGUAAUUUUGUUAUUUUUGCUGAUGUGUUGUUUGAUAUGGGUUUGUGUUGUGGCAAUAAAGUUUGCAUUUUGUGUA
Messenger RNA from Ctenopharyngodon idella (grass carp), 5122 nucleotides. It is a transcript of the gene abcc2, whose product is annotated as ATP-binding cassette, sub-family C (CFTR/MRP), member 2. The record is from RefSeq and is a predicted model, not a curated record. Gene Ontology annotation, biological process: transmembrane transport. Gene Ontology annotation, cellular component: apical plasma membrane. Lineage: Eukaryota; Metazoa; Chordata; Actinopteri; Cypriniformes; Xenocyprididae. Gene Ontology annotation, molecular function: ATP hydrolysis activity; ABC-type transporter activity; ATP binding.